Messenger RNA from Candidula unifasciata, 897 nucleotides. Lineage: Eukaryota; Metazoa; Mollusca; Gastropoda; Stylommatophora; Geomitridae. The record is from the annotation of a GenBank genome assembly.
AUGGCUUUAGUAACACAUCUUUUAAUAGUAAAUUCAUCAAACUCUGUGGGAUUCCGUUUUCUAGGCUUGCUGAUUCUGUUUGCUGUUAGUUUUAGCCUUCACAGCAAACACGUACUGGCGGCUGAGCCUGAUGCAGCAAACUUGUGCGAAUUUGCUAAAUAUUCUAGUGAAAGUCAGGAUUCAUUAGCAGAUGCAAAAAAGAGGCUGGCUCCACUAGUAGGGAAGAAAUUUGAGUCCAGUGAUGGUGUGCAGUGGAAAUUUAAUGUUGGAAUCUGUACCGGCGUUAGCGAUGACAAGGGAGUAGCCAUUCAGCAGUUAAAAAUGGACAGCGAUAAUAAAAUUGUAGAGAGACACAACCUAGGAUCUCUGAAAGAUUCUCAUAUCCUAGUUGGGACUGAUUGGAUUAUGUUGGAAUACAGAGAGGGAGAGAACUAUGGUAACCAUUGUACCGGUGAGAAGAAGAGAUCCGUUGUUAUGAUAACAUGUGACCCAAACAUUGAUGAUAACCAGGCCCAGAUGGUAUUUAUGAAGGAAGAAAACACCAAGACUGAACAGUGCUACUACUUGUUUGAGAUGAAACAUCAGGCAGCAUGUCCAACAGUUUCUGGCUCUGGUUCACUCAGCGUAGGAACUAUCCUUGUCAUUGUAUUUUUCAGCGUCCUUGGUGUGUACCUUUUGAUUGGCUUUUUAUAUGCCAGGUUUGUACUUCGAGCUAAAGGCAUUGAACAGAUACCCAACUAUGAGUUCUGGAAAGACUUUGGAAAUCUGCAGGCCGAUGGUUGUGACUUCAUAUGCAGAACAAAAGAACGCCGACGCAUGGAUCAUUUUGGUGGAAUCGGGGACGACCAGCUGGAGUCAGCUGAGGAAAUCCGUGACGAUAAUCUUUUACCUAUGUAA